AUGAGCAGAAUGCUUGCAAAAAGUGCGCGGGUGGUGGGCCAAAACCUCGCCACCAAGUCGAGGAGCCGGCUUGCUCAUACCGAGGCCUUGAAAGGAACGGACUUUUCGGUACAUCGAGAAAGCGAGGCUCAGGCUUUGUUCAAAACCACAGAUGAUCCGUUAUAUAGGCAGAUAGUGAGUGGACUGAGGCUUCCACGCAAAAAGGUGAGCAUAGGAAAGGAUCCCACAAACUACUUCUCGACGCCUCAUGACAAUGUGCCCAGGGAUGUGACCGAAGGACUAAGCGCUAGACUUUGGGUCUUGUUUGAAGCUUGUGUUGUGACAGAUCUUCCCAGAGCCUUUCAGUUGAUGAAAGCGAUCAGAGAUGAAGCCCCACAGCUCACAGACGAAGCUAUAUUCCAGUACUUGAAUGCCUUCAGUGAAAAUCAGGACCGCACUCUCCAGGAGAUUGAUACCGCUGUUUCCUCCAUAAAAUCGAAUUUCCCAUCCUACUACAGAAAUGCGAAGGCUUAUGCUGUGUUGCUGCGGGCUUAUAUGGACAGAGAAGCGCCUCUGAAUCAUUGCGAUCAGCUACUGUCCAGUUACCAUGGUCACAUCAGCAGUGUGUUCAAAUUUCCGGAUGUGAUUGGGGCAGCGAACAUUCUGGCCUUGGUGAAACACAAAAGGCAAUACGUAACGUUUUUUUCCACGGACGACCAACCGUUUUUGAUGCAAGCUCUUUCAGAGGCCGAAGGACUGGAAAAGCAGGCUGCGGAGGAGCAGCCAAUCACGAUGAAAGCCGAGGAGAAGUUGGAAGGGGAACCAAACGCAGACUCCUCUUCUCCCGCUGAACUCAAUCCAGUGUCUUCAGCAAACCUCAAGUUUAUCAAGAGAUCUUUAGAAGCUUUGGAAGGCAAAGGCACGGAGUCUUUUGCAAAGGAGUUGAUGUCCCAACUCACGAACGAGGACGCCGUUCCCUUCAUGCAGAAUGAGAACCAAAAUAUCAACUUCUUCGAGCUGAGGAACUCGUUACCAGAAGAUGCACAACAAAAAUUUGACGAGGUGUUAGAGUAUCACAAUCAACGCAGAGAGCAGUUGUUAGAGCUGCGCGUGCUGGAUAGUUCUCAGCAGAAGUGGAAGCAUAGUUACGAUCAACUCAGAGGCGCCAAUGCAGCCGUUCCCAAGGAACUGAGUAGCUACCUCUGGGAAUGGCACACUAAGCUAGUUCCUCUUAUCAAGCAAGAAAUUGAGGCAUACAAGAAGAUGACUCUUGAUGACAUGGAAAACAACUUUAAGAGCUCGGGUCCUUCUCACAGAAAGAACAGAUUGGAAAGGGCAUUUGGGCCCUACCUGUGUUUGCUCAAGCCUGAAAAGUUGGCAACUAUUGCUAUCUUGGAGCUGGUAAAAUUGACUGCAAGUGUUGGUCUGGAGCAGGGUGUUCAUACAUCCCGAGCUGUGGUCCAGGUAGGACGUGCAGUGGAGUUGGAAUUUAGGUCUGAACAGCUGCAGAAGGUAUUGCAGCCACAAGGGUUUAAUAUGAGCAAGAACAGUCAGGAUUUUAAAAAGCUUGUGACAAAAAGUAUGCCUCGUGUGUUGAAGAGACUGAGAGCCAGUGGGAACCAUUUCGAUGAAGACGAGAAGAUGUUCUGGACCCAGGAAAUCAGAUGUCAAGUUGGGUCAGCUCUCAUAACGCCUUUGAUCGAAGUGGCCAAGAUUGUUGUCACGGGAAAAGACCCUUUGACGAACGAGGUGAAGAAGGGUGUUAUUCCGGCCUUUUACCAUACCUACGAAUACGUUGGAGGGUUGAAGGUUGGUCUGAUUAGAUGUCACAGUCAAAUAACAGAUAGUCUUAGUCAGGAGAAUAUCAGAGAAGCCAUCUCACCACAACAAUUGCCGAUGCUCGUUCAGCCUCGUCCAUGGACUACUCAUGCUUCUGGAGGAUAUCUGUUUUCCAGAUCCUCCAUUCUUCGCACCAAAAAUUCUCACGAACAGUAUGCCUACGUGAAAGCGGCUAGCAAAAGAGGCGAUCUUGAUAAGGUCUUCAAAGGGUUGAAUGUUUUGGGAAAUACGCAAUGGACUCCAAACAAACGUAUUCUGGAGAUCGUCACCCAGGUGUGGAAUUCAGGCGAGGAGAUGCUGGAAAUUCCAGCCCAUAUCUCUGAACUCAAAUUGCCUGAUCCUCCAAAAUUACCUGAAGGGACUGUUAUGGAUCCUCGUGAAGCUGCUGAUUGGAGAGCAAAACGAGUAGAAGCAGCAAAUAGAUUUGCUUCGAAUAGGAGUAUGCGUUGUGACUUGAACUACCGCCUCGAGAUUGCACGGGGAUUUUUGGGCGAGCGCAUUUAUUUCCCUCAUUCUCUGGAUUUUAGAGGAAGAACUUACCCAUUGUCGCCUCAUUUCAACCAUUUGGGAAACGAUUUGUCAAGAGGACUACUCAUUUUCUGGAAGGGUAGAAAGCUGGGUGAUAAUGGCCUGAGAUGGUUGAAGAUCCACCUGGCGAACAUGUUUGGUCUUGAUAAGGUUUCUCUCCAAGAAAGAGCUGAGUUCACCGAGAAGCAUCUUGAGGAUAUUAGAGAUUCUGCAAGAGAUCCACUUGGAGGCCAGCGGUGGUGGAUGAAGGCUGACAAACCAUGGCAAGCAUUGGCUACGUGUUUUGAGCUGGAAGCAGCAUUCAAUCUGGAAGAUCCUACUCAAUUUAUUUCGCAUCAACCGGUCCACCAGGAUGGUACCUGCAAUGGCCUGCAGCAUUAUGCAGCUCUGGGUGGUGAUUAUGAGGGUGCGGCUCAAGUGAACCUUAUACCUGCUGACAGACCAAAGGACAUCUACACCCAUGUGGCACAUCAAGUGACCGAAAGACUUAAAAAGGAGGCAGCCGAAGGAGAUGAAGUGGCCAAUAUUCUAAAGGAUCUUAUUGCGAGAAAAGUGGUCAAACAAACUGUGAUGACGAACGUCUAUGGAGUCACCUACAUGGGUGCUUCCCAGCAGAUCGCCAGGAGACUAGAAGAUUUGGGGUUUUCCAAAGAUGAUGCCAAGUUACAUUCCAGAUAUCUGGCCAGAAGAGUUUUCGAUGCCGUUAGACAGCUUUUCCAUGGUGCCCAUCUGAUUCAAGACUGGUUGGCUGCCAGUGCAGACAGGAUAUCCAAGCUCAUCAGGGUUGACAUGAAUGACGACGAGAUCCUGAGCGACAAUCAGAUUUGUCGGUCGAGUGUAAUCUGGACUUCUCCAUUGGGUUUGCCAAUUGUGCAGCCAUAUCGUCAAAAGAGAAAGAAGCAAGUUGAAACCAAUUUGCAAACAGUUUACAUCACCGACCCCUAUGAAAUCCACGAGGUGGAUCGCAGAAAGCAGAUUGCUGCGUUUCCUCCAAAUUUUGUCCACUCUCUGGAUGCCACGCACAUGCUGAAAACCGCUGUUGCUUGUGCCGAGAAGAAUAUAAGUUUCGCGUCUGUUCAUGACUCUUUCUGGACACAUGCUGCUGAUGUCGACGUCAUGAACAAGGCCAUCAGAGAGGAAUUCAGCAGUAUGCAUGAGACCAAUUUGGUUGCUGGACUCAAAAAAGAGUUUGAGGUGAGAUAUGAAGGUUUUGUAUACUGGCAGAGGAUCACCAAACAGUCUCCUCUGGCUAAAAAAGUUGCUAGAUUGAGAGAGAAGCUGAGCGAGGAGCUUGGAAGACCUUGCACGUUUGAGGAUGAGAUCAAUCUCGAGCGUAAGCGCAGACAGUUUUUGAAGGACCCAGAUCCAAAGGUUCGCGAAUCCGCCAGGUCAUGGUUGACUACAAUUCAGGUUGCUGGAGAUGAAGAGAUUGUUCCAAUUAAAGUUGGUGGAGUCAAUGUGUUAGUUCCAUUCAAGCUGGACGACAUUCCCCCAAGAGGAGACUUCAAAGCCAGCGAGGUGAUGAACAGUACCUACUUCUUCUCCUGA
This is a messenger RNA of Kuraishia capsulata CBS 1993, 3894 nucleotides long. RefSeq lists its product as uncharacterized. The record is from RefSeq and is a predicted model, not a curated record. Gene Ontology annotation, molecular function: DNA-directed RNA polymerase activity; mitochondrial promoter sequence-specific DNA binding. The coding region runs from base 1 to 3894 and encodes 1297 amino acids. Lineage: Eukaryota; Fungi; Ascomycota; Pichiomycetes; Pichiales; Pichiaceae. Gene Ontology annotation, biological process: mitochondrial transcription. The transcript has a single exon. Gene Ontology annotation, cellular component: mitochondrial DNA-directed RNA polymerase complex.